UCGAGCGGACGUUGGGACUUGGGGUUGGAGAGACAGAAUUUCUCAUCAAUGGAUUAUUUAUAUUUAUGUUAUUGUAAAUAGUAAACGACAGUAGCAUUUUUUAAACCCCAAUUUAUUUUUAUUAUUUGUUAUAUGACAAAAAAAAACAUGCAGCGUCGAAGGGGACCAAACUUUACUUACGUUAGUGGAUGUGUGAAGUAUAUGAUUUUUGUGCUGAAUUUUGUAUUUUGGUUGCUCGGAGGACUAUUGAUAGCCAUUGGAUUAUAUGCAUUCCUCGAUAAAUGGCAGGCUACAGGACUCAUAAAGUUGGACACAGUGUAUGACGUGAUGCUAAACAUCAGCCUGUUACUCGCGCUGCUAGGGGCCGUGGUGUUUGUCGUCAGCUUCGCGGGUUGCGUUGGUGCCUUGCGGGAAAACACAUGCCUGCUCAAAUUUUACUCCCUCUGCCUUCUAAUCCUGUUCCUUGUGGAGAUGGGCGGCGCCGUCUGCGGCUUCGCGUUCCCGCGCUCUCUUCACGGAUUCCUUGAGAUUGGCUUCACGGAGAGAGUACUUCACGCGUAUAGAGAUGAUCCUGAUCUUCAGAACUUCAUAGAUUUUGCUCAGAGUGAUUUCCACUGCUGCGGCCUCACCUCCGACGGCUACAUGGACUGGUCGAAGAAUGAGUACUUCAACUGCUCGUCGCCCUCCGUGGAGCGCUGCGGGGUUCCGUUCUCGUGCUGCAUCAACGCCACCGACAUCGCCUCGGGGCUUGUCAACAUCAUGUGCGGAUAUGGGGCCCAGAACUAUCCGGUGGCUGAAGCGAGCAAGCGCGUCUGGACAAGCGGGUGCAUAGAAAUAGUUCGCUCCUGGAUGGAACGCAACCUCUACACUAUAGCGUCUGUGGCCCUGGGGGUAGCCCUGUCACAGCUGUUCGUCAUAUACCUGGCCAAGACUUUAGAGGGACAGAUCGAGCUGCAGAAAUCCAGAUGGCAGACAUGAAACAGGGGCACGGCGGGCGCCUACCGCGACGACUGCCGCCGCGCGCUGCUGUAGCCCCCGGCCUCCGCCUCCGCCUCCUCCGCCUCCGCCACCUCCGCCUCCUCCGCCUCCGCCCCCGCUCCCGCUCAUGCUCUACAUCUCUAACCGGCUCAGACGGAACCCGCUCCUGCGCAAGCUCCGUCUCUCUUACUAGAAGAGAACACAGGGGGAAGAGUAGUACUAGGGACGUAAGUAAUCAAAUGUGGAGUGUGUUUAUUUUGGCGGAACAUGUAGGGGAAUAUAAUCAUGGAAAAUACUUAAAUGCGAAUGAUAUGCUGUUGUUAUAGUUUUGAAUCUCGAGAGGGCACUUAGAUUUGCAUAUAUAGUCAAAGGCGUCAAAGAUAUUCAUAAACGAGUGAACUUCAUAUUUUAUAUGCAAAUAUAGGCCCGUAACUCUCGCCGUCGCAAUAACGCAAUUUUACACCAUAACAAAUAUAUGAAAAAUAAAAAUAAAACACCAAGUUAGAGGUUUUUGACUAGUAACUGACUCGCAUCCAGGCCAUAAUUGUAAAAAAAAACCAGUUACUGACGACAAGGACGAAACAAUACGUAGAAGUGUCAACGCAUAGCUGCGUCCCUCUCGUCAGUUCUGUAUUUAUAUUUAGGAGCGCUUAAAAGUUAAAAAGUCACGGGUAAAUUUCAUAUUUGUGUUAUAUAUUCUAGAAUUAAUUGAUACAUUUAUAUCACAAAAAUAUGACGUACAUUUUGUAUAGGCAAUUUUCGUUACACAAUGGAUUAUACAAUAAUCCAAAACUUUAAAAUUUUGAUUUAUCUUAGUUGUUAUACACAGUUGAAUUAUUGAAAAUCAUACAUGUAUAAGUCACAAUUAUUAUUUAACUCGCUUAUCAAAAUUCUCAUUUAAGUAUUUACCAUGUCUACUAAGUGUCACAAAAUUCGUAGGCGUGAGGCAGACGUAACACAGUGGAAAGGUAGCCCGCUUUGUAUUUAAGGACGAGUUACCCAGUGUAACACAAUUGACUCUUUAGGUGAAUUGAAGUUUUGUGAAGGUAACACAGUGGACUUGAACGGAUUUAUACUGUCUCAAACAAACUAGGUUUGUUUUAUGACGUUAGCCAAAAAAAGCAGUUUAAUUAUAGUCGUCGCCUUUUUUCUAUCUCAUUGCAAAUUAAACUUUGAUCUCUAAGGAAUAAUGCCUACAUUGCGCUAGCAAUAUUUAGGUGACAUAUGACGUUGAGAUAGUAAGAAGACGAUUGUUUUGUGGAUUUUAAAUAUAAUGUACCUAUAUUAGUAUUAUAAGAAUGUAUGUUAUAAGAAUAUUAAAUAUAUUAGUGAUUUAUUAAAUAUAAAAUGAAGGCUAUUCGAAAAGAAAAUAUAAGCAUUUUCUUUCGGAAAACUUUAAUAUUCCAUAUUAAUCGAACACGAGUCAGCAAAAGAUAUAUUACUAAGUUUUUCUCAGGCCAUAACUCGUUAAGAGUCACACGAACCAAGCCGCCGCGAUACAAUCGAAAUUACGCUCUCAUUUUAAAACGAAAUUAAGAAAUGACAUGAAAUUUGACAUGAACAUUCAAGUGUAUGUCUAAUCGUUGCUAGUAAUUGCAAUACAAAUAAAAUAGAGGGAGUAGAAGCUUUAUAUGUAAACUAGCUUUUGCCCGCGACUUCGCCGCGCAUUUGGGUAGCUUAUUUUUUAUCCAAUCUGUUUUUAAUCGAUUCCCCAUACAAACUUUCACCCCACUUUUCAACUCCUUAAAGAAUGACUUCUGGGAAAAAGAACUACCCUAUGUCCUUCCCCGGGACUCAAACUAUUUCUAUACCAAAUUUCAACUAAAUCGGUUCAGCGGUUUAAGCGUGAAGAGGUAACAGACAGACACACUUUCGUAUUUAUAAUAUUAGUAUGAAUAUAAAUGCAGCUAAUUGGCGGGUUCUUAUGACUCUUAUGUGAUUUAGGGAGAUGUAUGAUGAAGCAACGUGAACGCCAGAA
Cydia strobilella is the source of this 2956-nucleotide messenger RNA. Its product is annotated as tetraspanin-33-like. The record is from RefSeq and is a predicted model, not a curated record. Gene Ontology annotation, cellular component: plasma membrane. The transcript is spliced from 7 exons. Bases 133 to 978 code for a protein of 281 amino acids. Lineage: Eukaryota; Metazoa; Arthropoda; Insecta; Lepidoptera; Tortricidae.